GUAAGUCUACAGCAGGAAACAAACUGAAGCUUUAAAUAUACACACAUUUGACGGUUGUCAGAGAGGUAUAUACAACCAUGGUGGAAACAUUAAACGAAUUAGCCCAGUUGAGAAACUCUGGGUUCGGUCGACCCCGGCCCAGACACGGACUCAAACUCCUCUACUGGUUUGCCAGUGAAUGCGUUUCUUUUGAAAACAAUGACAUGCUCUCUCAAUGUGACCCAGCUGAGAAAGAUUUUGGUUUUCACUAUUUUGAGAACAGAUAUGACCAAACACGGAAUAAACUUCUUCCAGACAUAAAUUUUCCUUACUAUGUCGUUGGCAAUCUAAAUUCACAAGGAGCUGAAGAACUUCCCGAUUAUGUCUCAGAAGACAAAUAUACUGAUGAUCACGACAGCAACACAGACCGCAUCAUUGUCAGUGUUGAUGAGGAGUGGUUUGAUAGAGUUUAUGUGACUCAACACCACGACCGAUCAAACUACGAUCCGAACGCCACUUACCGGAUCUCCAAAGGCCUUCUCACGCUCAUCAGGAGGAUGAGUUUAAAUGAGUUUCUGGUGGCAAUGGGUUAUUAUCAAAACAAACAGUAUGUCCCACCAAUGCCUGCCUUCAAUUUCAGCCCUCAAACUACAAACACAGUCAUUCUAGAUUUAACUGCGGUCACUUCAUCAUCCAAUGAUUCAUCUGACAGUGAGUUUCCUGCAACACAGAGCAGUAGCACUGUAAUCCAGAUGCAUGAUGACACACCUGCACAAAAAAAAGUCAGAGAACUUCACAAAAGUCAGAGAACCCACAGCAAAUGGAUGGUGGGAAAGAUUAUGCACCAUUCUUUAAAACAGAUGUGCGUUCCAGUGUUUUUGGCAGGACUCAUUUGUGGAUUUCCUAUUUCUCUUUGUCAAGCCUACAAAUACAGAUGCAAAUAAUAAAUAUUUUCCCAAAACUUUUGCAACUAUAAAGGCUGAUGGGAAAUUACAUUUGGUCUCAUCAGAACAGUGAUGUCUGGCGAGCUUUAUCACUAGUUUUCAAAAAAAUGUGUACAAAUGUAAUUGUACAGUAACGUUCAACAACAUGCUACAUAGUCACAUUGUCCUAUCAUCUGUAUGUAAGAUACACUGUAUUAUCACACAUGGGGGGGUCCAAUACUUAUGUGAUCACCAAUUUACUUUUAUUUACACACCUAUUCAAUACCUAUUCAAUUAUUUGCUUAAUUUCAUUAUCAGGGAAAUGGGGAAAUGAGAAAAUCAUUUUUUUUAUUGAGAAAAGUUGAGUUGACGAUGAAUGUCAUGUCACAUAGAAAUAUUUCAAAAGACGAGCAUGUGCAGAGCAUGCAUGCAAUUUUCACUAGAGUUAUGCCAGUGAAGGCUUAAAUGGGAAGAAUCAAUACUUCUUGUGUUUAAAGCUGCUUUUGAUUUAGCAAUGAAAAUCAGAUAAAGACUGUUAUUAGGUGUAUAUCAUUUUAUUUUAGUAAUAUUAUUAUUAUUCAUUUGCAAUGUUAUUAGUGUCAGCAGUGUCAUUCAAAUGUUUUGUUACUGUGGAAAAGGAACAAAAAUGCUGACGAACAAUGCUGUUUUGCUUUGG
Labeo rohita (rohu) is the source of this 1578-nucleotide messenger RNA. RefSeq lists its product as uncharacterized. The record is from RefSeq and is a predicted model, not a curated record. The coding region runs from base 78 to 923 and encodes 281 amino acids. Lineage: Eukaryota; Metazoa; Chordata; Actinopteri; Cypriniformes; Cyprinidae. The transcript is spliced from 2 exons.